Molecule: messenger RNA, 1969 nt
Organism: Paramisgurnus dabryanus
Lineage: Eukaryota; Metazoa; Chordata; Actinopteri; Cypriniformes; Cobitidae
Source: RefSeq, a predicted model, not a curated record
CACGGAUAGAAUCUACUCCAUCUGACUCACCCAGUACUUUAUGUGAGGGUACCUCUGUUGAUCAUCAUGAAACUGGACAUCAGUCUAAUGGCAAGGGAAGAAAAAAAGGGAGACGGACACCUGCUGACUCACCAACCACAUCCACGAAUACAUGGUGCAGUGAUGUUGUAGACUGCAGUGACCUUCCUGAAAUCAUCUUCAGGCCUCUACGCAGUACUGGAGCACAGCUCAUCACAACAGCUUCCUACAGUCCCCUGCAGCUGUUUCAGUUGUUUUUUCAUCAACUGUACUGCAGACACUAGUGGCAAACUCCAACUCAUAUGGAUCCAUGCAACAUGUAGCAAAGGGCAAGCCAUGGAAAGACAUUACUGUGCCUGACAUGAUGUCUUACCUGGGGAUGGUGAUUUACAUGGGAAUUGUGAAACUGUGUUCACUUUCAGACUACUGGAGGAAGUCCACUCUCUACAGUCUGCCUCUGCCUACGAGAAUUAUGUCGUCUAGGAAGUUCCUUCGAAUUACCAGCUCUCUACAUUUGAGUGACCCUAGGGCUGAUGAAGAGAAUGAGAAGAAAAAAGGAACACCAGCCUUUGACCGUCUCCAAAAGAUACAACCUCUCUAUGACAUGAUCAGAGAAAACAGUAAGGCAUUUUUCCAUCCCUUUCAGAAUAUAUCUGUGGAUGAAAGAAUGGUCUCAUCAAAAGCCAGAAGUGGACUCAAACAGUAUAUGAAAAAUAAACCAACCAAGUGGGGUUUCAAACUGUUUGUUCUGGCUGAUUCCAUUACUGGAUACACCUGGGACUUCUUUGUUUACGAGGGCAAGUCUGCUACUGACCAGUGCACAGAAAACGGACUGAGCUACAAUGCAGUUAUGCAGCUUGUAAAUGAGAAGGUAUUGGGAAGUGGUUAUAAGCUUUAUGUUGAUAACUUUUAUACCAGCCCAACCCUCUUCAGAGACCUCCUUUCCAAAAAGAUAUAUGCAUGUGGCACCAUUCGACCAAACAGAAAAGGCUUUCCAAAAACAUCUCUGAACAAGAUGCCCAAGAAAGCUUCCCGUGGCACUAUCCAUUGGAUAAGAGACAACAAGCUCUUGUUUGUGGAGUGGAAAGACACUAGGGAGGUUCUGGUCGCCUCCACUUUUCAUAAAGCCUUUGAUGGUGACACUGUGCAAAGAAGGGUGAAAGGAAAGGAUGGAUCUUGGUCACUUAUGGAUGUCCCUGUUCCAGCUGCUGUGAAAGACUACAAUAGGAACAUGGGAGGAGUGGAUCUUUCGGAUGCACUAAUUGGGUACUACAAUGUCCUGCACAAGACGAGAAAGUGGUACCGGACCUUUUUUUACCACUUUGUUGACAUCGCUGUGGUAAAUGCUUUCAUUUUACACAAGGAAUUGGCCAAGACUACAAAUCAGAAGCCAUUAUCCCAAAAAGCGUUCCGAGAGACACUCAUUUUGGAACUUGCAGGACUGCCCACCAAAAGCUUGGCUGUUGAAACUCCACCACGUCCUUCUUGUGGUGUGUGCCAUUUGCCGGUGUACAUCACCACAGACAGCACUGUAGGGAGGCGGAAGUGCAAGGUGUGCCAGCGGAACACUCCCGUACAGUGCCAUGUUUGUGAUGUAGGUUUUUACUUCCAGCCUAACAGAAACUGCUUUUAUGAGUUUCAUAAUCAGCUUUUCCCGUUGGACCUAAAUGGCCUUGGUAAAGAUGCAAUGGAAACCCUGCAAGCCACAGAUGCCACAGCUGUCAGUGCCAGUGCUAAGGUGGAUGUUGCACUGAGAACACUGAGGUCUAUGCGGCAAGCACAUGGUGUGAACGCAAGAGGCCUGAUGGAAGAAUUUGAAAGUUUACAUUCUUUCAAGGAAGUGAAUGUGUCUCAGCCAAGUAACAGUGAUCAUCGGAAGGCAGAGGUCUUUCGUGAAAGACUGUUUGUUUCUCUGGCCGACAACAUUGAGCGCAGGCUGGAUGAAAACUGA